AUGCACACCUUCCUCGCUUCGCCGUCUCUUCGUCUGCUGCUGUCUCCGUCUUCCUCGUCGGUUUCUCGGCGCUGUCUGUCUUUCGUCCCGCGUUCGUUUUUCUCUCUUGCGCGUCCGCUGCCCUUCGCGGCGCGGUCUUCGAGCCCUCUCGUUCGCCCCUUCUCUUCGCGGCUGUUUGUGCGCUGGAUUUUUCCAGUCUCGAAUCCGAAUCCGCCUCUCUUGGAGGCUCCUCCGGAUCUGCCGGUCUUCUCGCGCGUGGCUUUGAAGCGCGUAGGCCGCGCGCCGCUUUCGAAGAACGGGAAAAACGCGGAAGACGCGGCAGCAGAAGGGGGAGCCUCGCGGAAGAGCGAACCGGGGCGAGACGCUCGCGGGGCACCCCGCCGCGCAGCUGCCUCACUCAAAAACAAGUCGAGUCUGGAAGAGUCCUCCGAGGCAGACGACGCGGCGGGUGGCUCGGGGGGUCAAAUUAGCCAUGCAGAGAAGAGAAGAAGUCAGCGCCAGAAGAAAAGCAGGCGCAUCCGCCGGCACAUGAAGCUGCGGCGGAAGCCCCACCACACGAUCGGUGGGAACACGGCGGGCGCCGGUGGCCUCAAAACGCUCUCGCUGUCUGCCCUGGGCGAACGAGAAGUUGCAUUCUGGGCUGAACAAGCGCGCUUCGCCGACGAACGAGCGAAGAAGCAGCGGCCCUUUGCGGCGCGGGGGAAGGCGGAGGGAGCCACCGCCGCAGAGAACGAGGGAGAAGAAGGAAAAAGCGGAUCUGAGAGUCAGGCUGUGGCAGCGGACUCGGCUAGAGAAGCGAGCGCGACGUCUCUGCUUUCCUCUGCAGUCAAGCGGGAAGUCUCCCCUUUCAUACGGGGAGGGGGUGCCCCAAGGGCGACCACGAGACCCGCGUUCUCUGCUCCUUUCUGCGCGGCUUCUUUCCUCACCUCGCGCGUCAGCCGGUUCUCGGCGUCGGCGCUGGGUGCCGCAGCAUCUCUCUCUUCUUUUUGCUCGACUUCGUCUCUCCUCCACGCGUCGCUCUGGGCGCGUCGGUCGUGGCAGUCGCGAGCUCCUUCGGCUCCCUCUGGCGCGUCGUCCUCCCUGUGUUCUGUCUCCUGUCUGUCGUCUCUCUCGUCUGCCCGCGCGGCACAAUCGGCUUCCGCGGCGGCGGCCUCCGCCGGGCCCCUCCCGCAGUCCCCUUCGGGCGCGGCCCCGGCGUCUGCCCCGCGCGGCACCGAUCACCGCCUUUUGGGGCGGGAAAUGGGGCUGUUCGUCGUGCCGCCUGCGAGCGACGUUGGCGCGGUGGGGCCUGUGUUCCUGCCUGAAGGCUGGAAGGUGAUUGAGAAUCUGAAGAACGUCCUGCGCAGGCUUCAGUGCGUCUUCCGCUUCCAAGAGGUCUCAACCCCGUCCCUCGCGCAGAGCGGCUUGUGGCAGCGUAGCGGCCACUGGAGUCGCUACCGCGCGAACAUGUGGAGCAUCGACUCGCCCGCGGAAGCAGAAGAGAGAACUCUAGAAAAAGGAAACGUCGCUGCAGGGGUCCCGGAACUCGGCGACAAGGAGGCGGAGGAGAAAGCAGAAGAGGACAGCCAAGCAGCGGAGAGGGGGGAAGAUCGAGACGCGGCGUUUCGGCUGUCUCUGAAGCCCAUGAGUUGCCCGAUGCAUCUGGACUACGCGCUUCCUUUUUUGCUGGAGUCGCCCUCUCUGCUCUCCGCAGCGUACGCAGCUCCGCGGCCUUCGUCGCCUCCGUCUUCUGCUGAAGAUCUGUCUGCUGUCGCGUCUUCUGGGUCGUCCUCAGCCGCUGCGGAGGCCGACGGCGACUCGCAAGAGAUGCCUCAGUCGUGUGAGAUGUCUCGACACCUGCCAAUGCGCAUUUCGGAGUUCGGACGCGUUUUCCGCCGAGAACGGCGAAGCGCGUUGUGCGGACUCUUCCGCCUGCGAGAAUUCACUCAGGACGACGGGCACAUUCUCUGCACGCGGCGCCAGGCCGUCCCGGAAAUCAAGAACCAGCUUUCGGCGAUUCUGCAUCUGUACAUUGAGAUCUUCGAAAUCCCCCGAGACUUGAUCCAGGUCUCGCUCGGGACGCGGUCUCAAUCUGCACUUUCUUCUGAUCUCGCCGCAAACUGGAACGAAGCCGAGAGUUGGCUGCUCGAGGCCGCGGCAGCCGUGCUGCCUGCGGGCGUGGAGGUCGCGCGAGACGAGGAGGGCGGGGCCUUCUACGGCCCCAAGCUCGACUUCUCCGUACCCGAUGGCCAGGGCCGGCGCUGGCAGACAGGAACGAUCCAGGUGGACCUGCUCCAGCCGCAACGUCUGCAGCGGUUGUUCUCUCGGCGGCACCCCGGCGUGGCCUCGUCUCUCGCGUACCCGCUCGUUUUGAUUCACCGUGCUGCCGCUGGGUCGCUAGAGCGCUUCCUCGCCCUCCUGCUCGAGCUGCGACGAGGAGACUUGCCGCUUUGGCUGGCUCCUGUGAAGGCUGCUGUAGUCGCUACGGGGUCUGCUGGUGUGGAUUCGGCAUGCGAGAACUACGCGCGUCGCGUCGCCCGUCUUCUUCGCAGAGCGAGCGUCUCGGUUUUCGAAUCUGGAGCUCAAGUAGGGGCUGGCGACGACGCUUCAGAUGCAGACGCGGGGGGCGGUGAGUCUCUGGGUUCCGGCGACAUCCUCCUCGACCUAAGGCCCCUCCACCUCAGCACGAAGCUCAAGGAUCUAGUCGCGCGUCGACGCGUCCCGCUGGUGUUCCUGGUCGGGCCUCGCGAAGCCAAGACCGAAAGCGUGACCGUCCUCACCAAGACGUGGCGGCGGUCGCCUGAGGAGGACGGCAAGCGCGACGAUCCGACCCAAGGCAAACUUCUUCCUCUGCAAGAAGCUGUCAAGCGCUUCCGCGACCUGGCGAGAGUUCCCUCCUUUGAGUUUUCUAAAACGCAGUGA
Molecule: messenger RNA, 2901 nt
Organism: Besnoitia besnoiti
Lineage: Eukaryota; Apicomplexa; Conoidasida; Eucoccidiorida; Sarcocystidae
Product: tRNA ligase class II core domain (G, H, P, S and T) domain-containing protein
Exons: 10
Coding region: 1-2901 (966 amino acids)
Biological process (GO): threonyl-tRNA aminoacylation
Cellular component (GO): mitochondrion
Molecular function (GO): ATP binding; threonine-tRNA ligase activity
Source: RefSeq, a predicted model, not a curated record